Messenger RNA from Microtus ochrogaster (prairie vole), 4616 nucleotides. It is a transcript of the gene Rcor1, whose product is annotated as REST corepressor 1. Gene Ontology annotation, biological process: negative regulation of DNA-templated transcription; regulation of transcription by RNA polymerase II. The record is from RefSeq and is a predicted model, not a curated record. Lineage: Eukaryota; Metazoa; Chordata; Mammalia; Rodentia; Cricetidae. Bases 85 to 1233 code for a protein of 382 amino acids. Gene Ontology annotation, molecular function: transcription corepressor activity. Gene Ontology annotation, cellular component: transcription regulator complex; histone deacetylase complex. The transcript is spliced from 13 exons.
GCUCCCAACGGGAACAGCGGCAGCAACUCCUGGGAGGAAGGCAGCUCGGGCUCGUCCAGCGACGAGGAGCACGGUGGCGGCGGCAUGCGGGUGGGACCCCAGUACCAGGCGGCUGUGCCCGACUUCGAUCCCGCCAAACUGGCAAGGCGCAGUCAAGAACGAGACAAUCUUGGCAUGUUGGUCUGGUCACCUAAUCAGAAUCUUUCAGAAGCAAAACUGGACGAGUACAUCGCUAUCGCCAAAGAGAAGCACGGGUACAACAUGGAGCAGGCUCUUGGGAUGCUUUUUUGGCAUAAGCAUAAUAUUGAAAAAUCAUUGGCGGAUUUGCCCAACUUCACCCCCUUUCCAGAUGAAUGGACUGUAGAAGAUAAAGUCUUAUUUGAACAAGCUUUUAGUUUUCAUGGGAAAACUUUUCACAGAAUCCAGCAAAUGCUUCCUGAUAAGUCCAUAGCAAGUCUGGUGAAGUUUUACUACUCUUGGAAGAAAACAAGAACUAAAACCAGCGUGAUGGAUCGUCAUGCUCGGAAACAAAAACGGGAGAGAGAAGAGAGUGAGGAUGAACUGGAAGAAACAAAUGGAAGUAACCCCAUUGACAUUGAGAUUGAUCCAAACAAGGAAAGCAAAAAGGAGGUGCCCCCUACAGAGACAGUUCCUCAGGUCAAAAAAGAAAAGCAUAGUACACAAGCUAAAAAUAGAGCAAAAAGGAAACCUCCAAAAGGAAUGUUUCUUUCCCAAGAAGAUGUGGAGGCUGUGUCUGCUAAUGCUACUGCUGCAACCACGGUGCUGAGACAGCUGGACAUGGAGUUGGUCUCCAUCAAACGACAGAUUCAGAACAUCAAGCAGACGAAUAGUGCUCUUAAAGAAAAGCUUGAUGGUGGAAUAGAGCCGUACCGACUUCCAGAGGUCGUUCAGAAAUGCAACGCGCGAUGGACUACAGAGGAGCAGCUUCUCGCUGUUCAAGCCAUCAGGAAAUAUGGGCGAGAUUUUCAGGCAAUCUCAGAUGUGAUUGGGAACAAGUCAGUAGUUCAGGUGAAAAACUUUUUUGUAAAUUAUCGGCGCCGCUUCAACAUAGAUGAAGUUUUACAAGAAUGGGAAGCAGAACAUGGUAAAGACGAGACCAAUGGACCCAGUAACCAGAAACCUGUCAAGUCCCCUGAUAGCUCCGUCAAGAUCCCCGAGGAAGAAGAUGAGGCUGCUUCUGUCCUUGACGUAAGAUAUGCAUCUGCCUCAUGAAAACUGCUGGUAGCUUUGAACACUUGGUAUGGACGACAUGUUAUCCAGAUAUCAGAGGUAAAAGCUCAUUUGCAGCAACUGUCCUUGGACAUUGUAGCUUAAUGGGAACGUGGACCUCAAUGCUUUCUGCCUCCGACCUUCAGCAUUGGAAUCCCAGGAUGUGGGUGCACCCCAUCUCUUGAUUCCCCAGCUACCACUAUCAUCACCCAACUCGGAGAGAUUUGGUUCAUAUCACUGUACCUGGUGCUUGUACAUUUGGAAUUGGUGCCUUCUCCUUCUGGCAACCAUGUUAUCAAUCGCUUUUCUGUUCAAGUGUCUUAUUUAAAGUUUAUUGCUUGCCAAAGAUGACAUCAUUGAGGUGUAGCAGAUGGGGAGAGCUUCUGCAGAUUUGACUCGAAAUGUCAGGUCAGCUCAGUAGAGGACAUGAGGGGAGCGAGGAUGGUUUUCUAGAUGCUACACACCAUUAGCUCUCGUUUUCUUGGUGUGCCUGGCCAUUGUAUGUCACUCCAUGUGUCCUUUUGUGUCAUUUGUGUACUAGUGUGAUCAUACACACACCGUCCCCUCUCUUUUAGCAGCAGAUAGGACAGAAAAGUGAUGGAUGUGUUGCUUAGUGAGACCAGGAUGAGAAGAAACAAUCUACAGAGUGGUAUGUGAUGCCAUCUGUUUAGACUGGGAACAAGCAAAGAUUUCUGAUAAAUGUUCUGAGAUUUCCAGAAUCACUUUUGCUCUCUUACCAGACUGUGGGCCUGCAGGGGGUUGAGGAGCAGCCAGUCAGACAGCAUUCAUGGCCAGUUGAGACUGGACUAACCAUGUGGAAAUAUCUUGCGUUGUUGUUUGCAGUGUUUGAAUAUUUUUUCUGCUUUCAAUACCAAAAAGAAAAAAAAAAAGUAGAUGCUUUAAGGUAUGAACGGAAUCCUUAAGAGUUUAAAAUAUGCAAUUAAAAUUCGAUGCUUUUACUCCUAAGCACCUUCCUUUUUCUUUUUUUUUUUUUUUUUUUUUUUUUUUUUUAAAGUUAGCUGAUUUUCUCUUCAGAAAGAGGUUCAGCUAUAGAAAUCUAGAUUGGGGGUGGGGUGUACAUUCUUUCUGAAAAGUCUGGAGAAGGGUCAUUCCAAAGGAGAGUACAAAGGGACUUUCUUCAUCCUGUCCCACACCAGGUGCCCAUUGGUCAAGAAGAGCCUGUGGAGCAGUGCCGAGGCACAGCCCACUGUCCUGUGUAGGAACUGGUAACAGAGUAACACUAGUAACAAGUCAGCUUUUCUUUGUGUUUUUACCAUAAACCUGCUGUGUAACAGAAAGGGGAAGGAAAACAUGAUGGGGUCAGGCGUCAGCCUACACUUUGCAUAUCACUCACAGGGACACUAAGGCUCCUGAUAAAGCCCCGCUCACCUAGCUUUUGGCAUGUCCUGUCUCCAGUGAGCAGAAGCAGUGUGGGUAGUUGCUACAAUGACUUUUUCGUUCUGCCAGUGACUCUAUAUCCAUCUUUGUGCCCGGGCUACUUUCCUUAAGAUUUGCUCUCGGCAGUGCUUAGACUUGAUGAUCCUUGGACAGUGUGGUAAGCAGAGCCAGGCACCAGGCUCAUUCUGUACUGUCUCCUCCUGGUUCCUAGCACUGAUGGCCUCCAGCCGUGAAGUCCCGUGAAGUCAGGCAUCAGAAUGAUUAUGGUCAGAGGAGCUGGUUUUGGCUUUUUCUCCAAGGGAAAGAGGCAUACCAUUUUCAUUUGACAAAGGGGAAGUGGUCUUUGCCUGGCUGCUGUUGGAAUGGUCUUCAUGUUUUAAACGUUUCAUGACACAGUCUGCAGUGAUGUAAAUCCAAGAAAUCACUUAGCUUUCAAAGCUGAGGGCUCUGGUCUUGAACUGUGACUGUUCAACAUGUCAAAAAUUAGGUGUAUCAGCAGGUUAGGUUUGGACAUGAUGCCUGCUUCUGAUGGAAUGUCACUUAAGCUUUGUGUUCUUAAAAAUUAUCAAUGUGAAUGUCAUAAUUAUAUAUUUUUGUGGGAAAAUCUUCUAAAUAUAAGUUAUUGUGCAAAAUAUAGUAUCAUGGACACAAAUAAUAGUCUAACUUUUAGUUUAGAGAUCCCUAAAGAUAUAAACUGUAUUGCAUAUGCAUUAAAAGUUUGUUUUAUUUAAUUUUAUGUAGACAUGUAAAGUGUUUAGGUAAUUCUUUUUGCGUAUCCACUUUUUAAACACCCUGUUACUUGAAUAUUGUGUUGACUGGUCAGCAGCAGUGAUCAAUUCUGUAACAUAGCUCUUUAGCUGGGUUCCCCAUGCCUGGGUUGUGCUGAUCAGUGUAGUGGUGUCACAGCCAGGUGCUGUAUCAGCAGGAGCAGAGGUUUGUGUAGCACUCCCACUGCCUCUUUGUUUGUCAAGACGGCUCCCUAAAGACGGCUUUUGACAGUUUUUAUAAGACCCACCCAAUGAUGGUCACAAACCUUAAUCAACAAACAAAAGGCGAAAAGCUUAGUGUGGUGGUCUAAUUAAGCAGUUAUUUUCUGUUUAUAUACAAUUUCCUCAGUACUACACACCACUCUGAGUGAGCUCAUUGUCACUUUAAAAUUGCAAAUAUACCCUGCUUUUAUCUUUCUGAAUAUCAGAUGUACUAUUGGUAUAAUUGCACACCAAAAAUAAGCCCAACAGUGCAUUACACUAACUGGAUCCCUGCUUCCAUGUGAGCAAAGGAAAGACAGAGCAGAGCCUGUCUUCCUCUCGUCUCUAUCCUGUUUGUACACCUAGUGACCCAGGAUUCAAAUUUUUAGCAUCAAGUCAACUUUGCCUCAGAUUGACUAAAGACAGUUAGAUCAUCCGAGCCUAAUGACGGUGUGCAAUGCUCCUCCCGCCACUCCCUGGGUCUUUGCAGCUUCUCCUCACUGUAGUAAAGCACAAUUGCAGGAAGUUACAAUUCAGAAGGAAGGUCAGUAGAGUCUAUGCAUGUUGUAAAAUAAUGAGUGUUUACAGUCACCUUCUCUAAAAUGAAAAUUUAUACUGGAGUGGAUAGCAUUCCAUUAUGUAGACUUAAAACUUUGCUAAGUGCUUUUUAGAUUGCUUAAAAGUUUUUCAAGAUUUUAAAAGAUGUAUAAGGUUAAGUUUGCAAAUAUAACGGAAAUGCUGUAUAUCUUUUGGAGUGAUAAAAUUCAUGUUAAAAUUUUAAAGAAAAUAUGUUGUAAUAAUGCUGUUGUAAGUAAUAUUUCCAUGUCUCUCUUUGCUUGUUUUCUAGUUCAGCACAGUCAUUGUGGUGAAUGUCCAUAGCAUUAUAACUGCUUAGCCAUUGGAUUAUAACAUUUGUUAGUGGAGAUUGGGAAAUUUAUUUGUGAAAUUCUGCAGAAUUCAUUUUUCUAUUUCCAAUAUUUGCUGAAGUUAAAUAAAAAUUUUCAAGCCAUUGAUGUAAUA